UCAUAGACUCAUUUUUAAAAAAUGCAACUUAGCUGUGCGAUGCGCAGCAGAAUUUUGUAUGCAACAGAAUUUUGCGCAUUUACCUGUGUUGACGCGGUUAAUGACAGCAUUCGAGAAGAAUAAUGGUGAGUACAUUUUUAUUGAUUGCAAUUUUUCUGCACUAUAUCGCGUUGUCAUUAAUAAAAAUCAAACAGCGCUUGUAUUUGGCAACGAGGUAAACGGUGUCACAGCUGAUAACGUCGUCUGCUGCUGCUACAAGCUCUGUUUCAUUCACUCGAGCGCGCGCGCGCGCAUACACACAUUUGUAACGCAGAAGUGGUCUCGAAGGAUUUGCUAACCCCAGGGCUUUGAUACAAGAUAUCAUGCGUAUCAUGUAUGUUCGAAGAGCACAAGAAAUACGUUGGUUUUUCAAUGCUUGUAAAGAUAAAAAUUCCAUACUGUUGACACUGAAAAUUUACCUGAAGUGUUUAAUCGCCUGGGACGGAGUUUUUCAGGACCACCAGAAGAAUAAUUUAAAAAUAAGAAAGUGUAAAAUAGGGUAUUCAAAUAUUUUGUAUUCAAUAAAUUUUUUCAGAACAUAAUCACUCUGACGAUUCAUCUUGUUCUUGUUCUACAACCAUUUUUCCCUUAUCUACAUCAUCUUCGAACACCAAUACUUCUGUAGAAUCGCAGGCUUACGAGGCUGAUGAAAGUGAUUUUUCUAUUCAAGUUGGUAGAGGACAAAGAAGAAGAGUGGAAAAUUCAAGCAGCAAUAAUGAUGAUUUGUCUGACUACGAACAAGAGUAUAAUCAGCCCAGUGAGGAGCAUUAGGAGGCGGAGGAGGAGAUCAGCGAGGAGGAUGAGGAGAGAAGCGAAACAGACGAUAAUAUGAAUUAUCAAGGAGUCGAUGAGAAAGGAGAUGAGGAUAUCCAGCCUCCUGAUGUUUCGACGAAAUAUGAUUUUGAUGUGUAUAGGGUUAUUAUUGUUAUUAACACUUUUAAAUAUUUUUAACAUCUGGGCCACUCAGUAUAACACAAGAUCAGACAAAAAAAUCAGAUCAUAUACAAAUAAAAAUAAUUUAAAAAAAAAAGAACAACAUUUAAAAUCACAUGGUUUAAAGAAUCAACCGUUACAUGCGCAAAUAAUACAAGAAGAAAUAAAGAAAAGUAUAUACACACUACCAUUGAGGUAUUUUGAACGAAAUUUGCAGUAUAAAUAUGUACUCGAGAAUAUUAUCAAUGAAUUAAACAUAGACCAAAAUUUGAAUAGUAGUAUUAUUGACAAACUAAGUAAUUGGCCGAAUAGCCGUCAACUAGUUCCAUCACCGACACCAGAAUUAGGAACAGUAAUAGAAUUUUUACGAAGUAUCAAAAUCACACAUGUUGAUAAUGCUAAGCUAGGAACACAAUUAAAGUUGAUGAUAACAUUUGAAAAUGGUUUAAAAGCUUUAUUCAAACCACAAUGGUAUAAAAGAACAACCAAGAUAAGUGGCUUAGUAUACUAUGGAAAAGAUAGACAUAAUGCUGAAGUUGUAGCAUUUUAUCUUGCUCUAUUACUUUCAUUUCGAAGGAUACCUUUGGCUUUGAUAAGAAAAUUAAAAUUGAAUGAAGAAAUAAAAAAAAAUGCGAGUCCUGAAUUAUUAGCGACUAUUUUUACCAAGUACAACGAUACUUGUAUUUACGGCGUCUGUCAUUACUGUUCUUCUGCUGAACCUAUAUGUGGGAUUGAUAAUAUUUUAGAAGGAAGCGUUAUUUUAUGGCUACCAUCUAGUUGGAGAUUAAUAAAGUAUAAACAUCCUUGGCAAAGAACUUAUUCCGAAUCUCGCCUCGCUCGUUGGGAAGUUGAUAUGAACUAUUGUGGCAAGGUACAGCGAUCAAAAAUAUAUUCUUUAGACUAUUCAAUCAGAUUAUUGGAUUUAAUCGAUGUAGCAAUAUUUGAUUUUUUAAUGGAUAAUGGUGAUCGACAUCAUUAUGAAAUUUUAAAAAAUAAUGAUAAAAACUCUGCAAUUUUAUUGAUUGAUAAUGGAAAGAGUCUUGGAAACCCUGACUUAGAUCACAUUGACAUACUUGCUCCACUGUAUCAAUGUUGUCUAAUACGCAAAGCAACAUGGAAACGAUUGCAGCUAUUUAGUGGAGGCUCACUUGGCUAUGCUUUGAAUGAAUUAUUAGCUCAUGAAUCAUCCAAGGCAAAUGUUUUGCCAUUAAUAACAAAUGAACAUUUGAAUGCCAUAGAACGAAGAUUGUUGACUGUUUUUGGAGUUGUCGAAUUCUGUAUUCAUAAAAAUCAAUAUCCUGCUAAUGUGAUUAUUGAUUAAUUUGACAUAAUGCAUGGUGUAUAUAAUUGUAAUUUUAAUAAAAAUUUAAUUAUGCACUAAGUGCAUUACACCAGAA
Nasonia vitripennis (jewel wasp) is the source of this 2369-nucleotide messenger RNA. Its product is annotated as glycosaminoglycan xylosylkinase. The transcript has 6 exons. Gene Ontology annotation, biological process: protein phosphorylation. Gene Ontology annotation, cellular component: Golgi apparatus. NCBI's taxonomy places the organism in Eukaryota, Metazoa, Arthropoda, Insecta, Hymenoptera, Pteromalidae. Gene Ontology annotation, molecular function: phosphotransferase activity, alcohol group as acceptor. Bases 887 to 2293 code for a protein of 468 amino acids. The record is from RefSeq and is a predicted model, not a curated record.